GCUCACUCGAUCCGAGACGGUUUCGCCAUUCGCGUGCACGGUAUUGCCGAAUGCCGUAGUGCUUUCCGUACACCCUAGCGACUCGUACCGCGUGGGUAACAGCGAUCGUGACGGCAUUGGGUUUUUUCAAUAGAAUUGUUAAUGCAUGUGAUCUGUGGAUAGUUUUGUUUUCGCCGUUUCUGCUGUGUUAUUUUGAAUUAAUGCUGUGAACUGUAUUUGUAAACAAAAUACUGACAAACGGUAUGUCCGUACGGUGGUGGUAAGUGCGUAAGUGUUAUUUUCGCAAGAAAAAAAAACCACUAACCGGUUGAUCGAAGGUGACAAAGAUGUGAAAGUGGCUUCGUGUAGGAAAUAAAAAAAAUCAACACAUUUAUGUGAAAUUAGCAUUUCGCGAGUGAGUGCAAGAAAACCGUUCACACAGUGUUAGUGCAGGCGUAUUUAUUUGUCUGUAAGUGUGGCGACAGUGUUACACAGUGCGUAAUCUCAUCCCAGCAUCGUUUCGCAUAAUGUUCCGAUCGUUUUUAAAUCACAAAGCUCCAAAUUAACAGGUGAAGCAACGAAACGAAAGCCUUCCCGCAAAACGUGUGACGUGUGCGAAAAGAAGUCGCACUUCACGCUGUGUUAGUGACAGAAAACUGGUUUUCGUGUUUGGAGAUUGAAUAUUUUAUCACUCCCCCUCCGAACGAAGGGUUCGGAUCGUUCAGGUUUUUUUUUAACUCGUUUGCUGCAAUCUUUCCACGCCGGCGACGUUCGUGCACACACGCAGAUCGUUGGUGGUGGCCAACUGCCCAAAUAAGGCGAAGCACAAUACAACGAACCACAAAAGGAUAAAGUCAUCUUGCUGUGCUUGUUGGUCCGCACCUUCAAGUUCACUCCACACCUAACAGGCAACACACAGGCCUCCAUUCAUACAUCGCGUUAUGUGUGGAAUCUGAAGCCGUUCCUGAAGCCGCAUUAAUCGUGAGAUACAUUAGAAACCGGGACAGGCAGAGGGCACAAAGGAAGUAUACACACUACUGAUUGAUCAUCCUGAACGACGACGCAACAAAAAACCGGGGAAACUUGUCACGAAUUCAAAUCGGAAAUUCCCGCCAGCACUCGCCACGAUCGUGUUUGUUGCUGUUGUUGUUGCUGUUGGUGGAAAGAAGCACCGAACCGGACCAACAAAACCGAAACAGAACUGACUCCAAAUUCCGAUGACGACAGCGAGAGUGUGACCCCCCGUGCGAGUUGGUUGCGAACUUCUAUCGUCCCCCUAUCCUCUCAACUCCCGAAAAAAAGAGGCACCCGAUAAUGACGGCAGGGUUGCCGCGGACGAUGACGAUGAUGAUGAUGGAGCGUUACGAUGAUGGUAAUGAAGCUGCAGAUCACGCUGACCAUAAUGAUGCUGCCCGACAUGAAUAGGAAGAUCGUGUAGCACAUAAUUUCCUGGGAUCGUGCUGUUUCUGCAACAACCAAAAAAAAAACAAGAACCCGCCAAGUGUGUUUCAACACGAUCGUACGUGUGUGUGUGCGUGCGUGUGGUUUUAUUUAAGUUAUUUUCACGUUUUUAAUCACCAGUUUACUGGAUGAUUUGGUUGUUUUUGCUAGAGUGAUGCGAUGCAAAGGUGAACCAAAGGGAGAAAAAAAAGAACAGCAGAUUCAAUUUACAAAGCAAAACGGUGAUCACUAAUCUACACACAAACAAAACCCCAACAAAAGUGAGUGAGUGGCAUUAGCAACCAAAAAACCAAAAAAGUGAUCCAAACGGUUUACGGUACGGAUUAUUGGGUCAAAUUUUUGUGCGGGGUUCGUCGUCUGUUUUGGGCCAGCACUCUUGCUGUUUGACGCACGUGUGUAUUGCAACAUUCAAGUGCCCUGAAGAUCCUCAAACGGCAGCGGGUAAAGUAAGAAGUGGCGUUUUAGUUAUAAGGCUAUAAUCUAUCUAGCUUACCAAACGAUACCACGGCGUACGUCUAGAGUCAGGUCAAAAUGUUGAAGAACAUUCACGAACGCACCGUGAAGAAGGUAAAGGGUAACCACUAUGUGGCAACGCAUGGCCGUGAUACGGUGGAUCUACCGUACGCCCAGGCAAACCGAGGAUACUCCACCGACGGUGAAGAUAGCCAGCGGGCACCAUCGGAACGCACCCUGUCGGAGUACACGGUAGCGAAUGAGCGGGCAACACCACCGACAGCACCGGCCAGAAAGUCACGGUCGGAACACAAGUACCAGAACAACAACAACGGAGGUCCCCGACCCCUUUCUAGUCCACCGACGCGCGCCCCACCGAGGGCACCGUCGGCGCUCAGCUACGAUCAUGGCGGUGAAACUGGCAGCGAUAUCUACGUCACUUCCGCGGCCUAUAAGGCACCGUCGGAAAUAAGCCGUUACAGUGCCCACCGAACGCAUCAAUCCCGCGGACCACGAAGCGUGUACAGUGUUGCCAGCACGGCGAAAACUGGUCGCAGCUCGCGGCGACACGGUGCCAAGGUGGAGGCCAUGUCCGCACCGAACCCAUUCUGCCCGAACGUGAAGGGUGUCUGCUGUUUGAUGUUGCUGCUAAACCUUGGCCUGAUACUCAUCACGCUUGGAUUCGUCAUUGUAAUGCAGUUCAUGGAGCCAUUAUUUGUUUGGAUCUUGGGUGUGGUAUUCUUGAUCUUCGGCUUCGGAACACUGAUCGGCAGCAUGAUCUACUGUGUGAUCGUCUGUAGAGAUGCUAAAACACCGUCCCAGCUGAAGAAUGAAGACCUGUACUGGACGAAACACUGGCAGAAGAGCAUCGGCUAUACGCCGCAGGAGAUUGACUACAAAACGGAUCGAUUCGAUGAACGUGACCGAUACUCGGAUCGGUUUUCCGUUAGCAAAAUGAGUGGCAAAUACUCCGAUCGUGACAUUACCCGGUACUAAAGCGUGAAAGGGCGGGGUUUUUUUAACAUAGUCCAGCGAAUAGAUGAGCGAGCGAUUCUUCAAUCUGUAAUCGUGAGAGGAUUUUUAAUGCAAGAAAGGAGUUACUAUUUACAGCAAAUAUUUCACAGAACAAAAAAGGAACUAACGUAUGGCGGAUCAUCUUACAAGAUACAUUA
Molecule: messenger RNA, 3065 nt
Organism: Anopheles funestus (African malaria mosquito)
Lineage: Eukaryota; Metazoa; Arthropoda; Insecta; Diptera; Culicidae
Exons: 9
Coding region: 1972-2889 (305 amino acids)
Source: RefSeq, a predicted model, not a curated record